This is a messenger RNA of Purpureocillium lilacinum, 1116 nucleotides long. RefSeq lists its product as uncharacterized. Gene Ontology annotation, cellular component: cell division site. The record is from RefSeq and is a predicted model, not a curated record. Gene Ontology annotation, biological process: negative regulation of G2/M transition of mitotic cell cycle. Lineage: Eukaryota; Fungi; Ascomycota; Sordariomycetes; Hypocreales; Ophiocordycipitaceae. Gene Ontology annotation, molecular function: protein binding.
AUGGGCUUGCGCGACCUGAUUAAGAAGAGGGAAGAGCUGGCCGAGAGGCCGCAGGCAGAGGAGGCUGAUCGCGGACUCGGCGGGCCCGAGUUUACCUUUAUACGGACUGACACCGUCUCGCAGGAGGUCCUACACCCUCCGGGCGACGGGGCAAACGACAACUUGUACCUGUCCGCCCCUGCGUCGGCAUCUCCGUCGGGCGGGAGGUCGCCGCGACGGAGUCUAGACGUUUUCCACCGCUCUCGCAGUGCGUCCGUCUCGUCACAGACCAGUCACCAGUCCUCAUCGACGACCAAGCGUCGCCUCUCGCACCGCCUGCACCUCAAACGGCAGCCAGAGUCGUCGGAGAAUGUCCCCACCAACCUCCCCGACAUCGCCGCCGACCCGCAGGACAAGGAAGGCGCCGAGUCGCAGUGGGAAAAGCGUGCGACGAUAUUGGCUGGCCAGAAUGAGCUGGCGAGAAGCCGCCCUGCGUCUCCCGGGCCCGAGGGCAGGAUGGCCGACAUGUCCCUUGAGAGUCGGCAACGCGGGAGGUCAGUGUCGUCCAAGAAGAUCGACCAGGACAUCCAGGAGGCGAUUCAGCUCCACGAGGCCGGGCACCUGGAGAAGUCGACGGUCCUGUUCGCAAGGCUCGCGGAUCCGCAAGGGGCAAAUAACCCGCUGAGCCAGGUGCUGUACGGGCUCGCGCUGAGACACGGCUGGGGAUGCGAACCAGAUCCCGAAGGGGCUGUCCGCUACCUUUCGGCGGCGGCAUCCAACUCAGCGGCCGUCGAGCAGAUGGCGCUCCAGGCGGGCCUUAAGAAGGGAGGCGCGGCCAAAGGGGAGUUGGUCCUGGCCAUAUUCGAGCUGGCCAACUGUUUCCGUCACGGAUGGGGCAUACCCAAGGAUCCGAUAGCGGCGAAACAGUACUAUGAAACCGCAGCGAACCUUGGCGACACCGACGCUAUGAACGAGGUCGCCUGGUGUUAUCUGGAGGGCUUCGGCUGCAAGAAGGACAAGUUUGCGGCGGCAAAAUACUACCGGCUGGCGGAGAAGGCGGGAAACAAGACUCUGGGUAACACUUGGAUCUGGAAAGAAAAGUAUAACCCGCCAGGCGAGGGUGGGAAGAAGAAGUAA